Messenger RNA from Ipomoea nil (Japanese morning glory), 2789 nucleotides. Its product is annotated as DNA ligase 1-like. Gene Ontology annotation, cellular component: nucleus. Lineage: Eukaryota; Viridiplantae; Streptophyta; Magnoliopsida; Solanales; Convolvulaceae. The record is from RefSeq and is a predicted model, not a curated record. Gene Ontology annotation, molecular function: DNA binding; histone binding. Gene Ontology annotation, biological process: regulation of double-strand break repair; chromatin organization. Bases 427 to 2451 code for a protein of 674 amino acids. The transcript is spliced from 12 exons.
GUUACUCAUCCCAGCUGAAAGCGAAUAUGCAAUCUCCACCCUUCCUUUUUUAGAUGCCCACCGCAAAAUUCUCGCACCCGUUUGAUGAAUUCCUCUUUUAGAGUUCCGCCGUGUGUCUCCCCGUAGUCCCGUCCGACAUGGCAUUCAACUCCUUCUGAAAUCCGGAUUUCAAGUCCGCACUAUAAAUUACAGUCCCUCAAGAACCACCCAUCUCACCGACGGCACCCCGACACUGAAGUUUGGAGUGUCAAAAUUAAAAACGUUAGAAAAGGGAACUCUUUUGAGGAAAGAAAACAAGACUAGUGAUUCAGUGUAUGUCUUGCAGAGCUCUGUAAUCUCCGAAUUUAGCUCUUAAAAUCGCUGCAGCUAAUUUUGUUACUGAUGAAAGGAUUUUUCUUUGGUGCAUUGCUUCAACUGCCAUAAGUUAUGGGAGAGGAAGAUACUGUGUCUGAGUUGCCAGAUGCCGCUGCAAAUGGGAAUGCACCCCUUGAGGGAAACAAUGAGGCUGCUGAGGAGAAAAAAGAGGAGGAAAACAAUGGUGUAAAGGACAUGGAAGAGGAUAGCAAGGAAGGUGAUAAGGCGGAGGCUGAGAAAAUGGAUGUGGAUACAAAAGAAGUGAAGGAAAGCAAUGAACCUAAAGAAGAUAAAAUAGAAAAAGAAGAAGCAGAAGAGGAAGAAACUGGAGAUGAGGGAAACAAAAUGGAGGAAGAAAAGUUGGAGGCCAAGGAUGAGCAAAUGGAGGAAGACCAAGUGGGGGAAGAAGCAAGCAAGGAAAAUGAAGAUAAUGUUGAAGAAGAGACAGAUGGUUCGAAGGAGGUAGAAGAAAAGGAGUCUGAACAGCCUAAAGUGGAGAAAAAGGGGAAAAAGGGUGCUAAAUCAAAAAGUGGUUCUGGAGAGAAAGGCAAAGAAAAAAAGAAAGAAGGGGAAGGGAAGAAGGAGAAGGAACCCAAAACUCCUGCAGCACCUACAAUCGAUCGUCCUGUCCGUGAACGAAAAUCUGUGGAAAGGCUGGUAGCAUCUAUUGAGAAAGAUUCUGUCAAGGAAUUCCACAUAGAAAAGGGCCGUGGAACUGCACUGAAGGACAUUCCAAAUGUGGCGUUCAAGUUAUCCAGAAAGAAGAGUGAUGACACCUUGAAAUUGCUUCACACAAUACUUUUUGGAAGGAGAGGAAAGGCUGCUCAGAUUAAGAGUAACAUAUUAAGGUUUUCUGGCUUUGUGUGGCAUGAAAAUGAGGACAAGCAAAAGAUGAAGGUGAAAGAAAAACUUGACAAGUGUGUAAAAGAGAAGUUAUUGGAAUUUUGCGAUGUACUUGAUAUACCUGUUACCAAGGCUACAUCGAGGAAGGAAGAUGUAAUUGUAAAGUUGAUGGACUUUUUGGAGGCUCCACAAGCUACAACUUCCGAGUUGCUUGCUGAGAAAGAACAGGCAAGUAAGGGCAAACGUAAGAGGGUUAGCAAUAAAAGUGGAUCAUCAGCAUCUGGAAAUGCGAAAGGCUCAGCUAAGAGACAGAGGACUUCAUCUGCAUCUAAAAAGGGUGAGAAGAAGAAUACACAUGAAUCUGAAGAUGGGUCGGAGGAAGAAUCAGAAGAAGAACACGAAGAAACAAAAGCAAAUGGUGGUCCUGACAAAUCAGAAGAUGAGAUUUCAGAGCAUGCUGAAAGCGACGAGAACAAUGAAUCUGAAGACGAGUCCGAGGAGGAAAAGAAAAAAGAAAAACGAAGUUCAAAGAAGUCAACAUCAAAGAAGGAACCUAAAGAUGAAGCUGAGGAGGAAAAGCCUAAACAAAAAGAGACUUCUAAGAAAUCUUCGUCAAAGAAGGAAUCUAAAGAUGAAUCUGAGGAGGAAAAGCCUAAACGAAAAGAGACUUCUAAGAAAUCUUCGUCAAAGAAGGAAUCUAAAGAUGAAUCGGAGGAGGAAAAGCCUAAACAAAAAGAAACUUCUAAGAAAACUUCGUCAAAGAAGGAACCUGCUGGAAAAUCUAAGAAGAGUGUUGCAACUCCUAAAAAGACUCCUAGCAAAACAUCAAGUCAAUCUAAGGUUAGCGAUGGCAAUGAUGAAAGUUCAAAAGUGUCCUCAAGGAAGAAAAACACUGAAGUUAAAAAAGUUAAGUCCUCAACUCCAAAGAAGUCUGCUUCCAAGGAAAGCACAGGGAAAAAAACUGUGAAAGGUAAAGAGCAACCCAAAGAGGAAAAAUUAAAGCCAACUGAUGAUGAGCUGAAAGAAGCAAUAUGUGAAAUCCUUAAAGAAGUUGAUUUCAACACGGCCACAUUCACCGAUGUUGUAAAGCAAUUGGCUAAGCAAUUCAAUACAGAACUUAAGGCAAGAAAAGCAUCUAUAAAGGAGAUGAUCCAGGAUGAGCUUACGAGACUAGCAGAAGCAGACGAGGAAGAUGAAGGCGGCGCUGUAAAAGAUGAUAGACAGCCUUCUAGCCAAGGUGUAGAUACUACUUGAACAGAGUGGAUAUGUGCCUCCACACCCGUCAUUUCUCAUUUAGCUGUGCAAUGUUGUCUGUCCAUUCCUAAAUUAAGCCAACUAUAAUUUCCUAAUUGCUAUUCCAUUCACCUGUAAAAGACUAGGGGAUUUGAGAGGUAGUAGUGCUUAAGCUGUGCUGCAAGGAUUAAAGCUGCUUUCUCUGUAACAAAAAUUUGUAGGAUCUUGUUUACUAGCUGUGUUUUUCUUUCCUUUUCUUCCUUGGGAUCUCUUGCUGCUGUAUUUUCGCUGCAACAUAUACUCAUAUCCUGCAGUAGAGUAGAGAAAGGUGGCAAAGAUACUGGUGAUAAUAUUGUGUA